AUGACUAAUGAGAUGGAACUAAAUAUUGAACCUAUCAGAUUUUUUCGUCCAGGCAACCCUUCAACUCGAGCUCACCCGUUAAAAAUCACUCUCAAUGAUACAGAAAAUGUAUUUAACGUUUUACGUGCUCAAUCUAAUAUCCGUUCUUCAGAUGAAUUUAAAGAAUUACGCUUCUCUUCGGAUCGCACUUUGAAACAACGCGAACAAAUGUCUACAUUACGUCAAGAGCUGGAAACUCGUCGGAGUAACGGCGAAAACAAUAUUAUUAUUAAAUAUAUUAAAGGCAACCCAGUUAUUAUUAACAAUUCAAAAAACUAA
Macrosiphum euphorbiae (potato aphid) is the source of this 318-nucleotide messenger RNA. Lineage: Eukaryota; Metazoa; Arthropoda; Insecta; Hemiptera; Aphididae. The record is from the annotation of a GenBank genome assembly.